AUGAAAAAGCAGACCAACAACAAAGGGAGAGGGAUAGAUGGAGCAAAAAUGGAAGAGUCUUGGUAUUUGUUGCCGGGGAUAGGUUUAAGUUUAUCUAUUCAUGGGGCUGAAAAGCGUUUGCAAAUCCAUCAACGGCGAAGUGUGGCAAGCCGUCCAGGGUCACGUCGUCGCCUGCCCGUGGUCAGGCAUUCCUCACUCCCACCAGGCAGAAGGUCAAUAAAAAUGGAGGCAAGCUCUUCUGGAAUCACUAAUGGAAAAACCAAAGUUUUCCAUGCAGAAGGAGGUGUGGAUUUGCAAGGCUGCCAGCUGGAUAUGCAAAUACUACCUGACGGCCCAAAGAGUGAUGUGGACUUUUCAGAGAUUCUUAAUGCAAUACAAGAAAUGGCCAAGGAUGUCAAUAUUCUUUUUGAUGAAUUAGAAGCUGUCAAUAGUCCUUGCAAAGAUGAUGAUUCCCUCCUUCACCCCGGAAACCUGACCAGUACUUCAGAUGAUGCCAGCAGAUUAGAAACAGGGGGAGAGACAGUGCCAGAAAGAAACAAAUCAAAUGGACUUUACUUUAGAGAUGGAAAGUGUCGAAUUGACUACAUUCUUGUGUACAGAAAAUCCAAUCCCCAGACUGAAAAGAGAGAAGUAUUUGAAAGAAAUAUUAGAGCAGAAGGAUUACAAAUGGAGAAAGAGUCCUCUCUAAUAAAUAGUGACAUUAUCUUUGUGAAGUUGCAUGCCCCAUGGGAAGUUCUUGGAAGAUAUGCAGAACAAAUGAAUGUAAGGAUGCCUUUCAGGAGAAAAAUCUAUUACCUGCCCCGCCGGUACAAGUUCAUGAGCAGGAUCGAUAAACAAAUAAGCAGGUUUCGGAGAUGGUUACCUAAGAAGCCAAUGAGGCUGGACAAGGAGACACUGCCAGACCUGGAGGAGAACGACUGCUACACUGCCCCUUUCAGCCAGCAAAGGAUCCAUCACUUCAUCAUCCACAACAAAGACACUUUCUUCAACAAUGCCACAAGAAGUAGAAUUGUACAUCACAUUCUGCAAAGAAUAAAGUACGAAGAAGGAAAAAACAAAAUCGGUCUGAAUCGCUUGCUUACCAAUGGCUCCUAUGAAGCUGCUUUUCCCCUGCAUGAGGGAAGUUACAGAAGUAAGAACUCCAUUCGAACCCAUGGAGCUGUGAACCACCGGCAUCUACUCUAUGAGUGCUGGGCUUCCUGGGGCGUGUGGUAUAAAUACCAGCCUUUGGAUCUUGUCAGGCGGUACUUUGGAGAGAAGAUCGGGCUGUACUUUGCCUGGUUGGGCUGGUAUACCGGCAUGCUCUUCCCAGCUGCCUUCAUCGGAUUGUUCGUCUUUCUGUAUGGAGUCACCACCCUGGAUCACUGCCAAGUCAGUAAAGAAGUCUGCCAAGCUACAGAUAUCAUCAUGUGUCCUGUGUGUGAUAAAUACUGUCCAUUCAUGAGGCUGUCUGACAGCUGUGUUUAUGCCAAGGUGACCCACCUUUUUGACAAUGGAGCCACUGUCUUCUUUGCUGUUUUCAUGGCAGUCUGGGCAACAGUUUUCCUGGAAUUUUGGAAAAGACGUCGAGCAGUAAUCGCUUAYGACUGGGAUUUGAUAGACUGGGAAGAAGAGGAGGAAGAAAUACGACCGCAGUUUGAAGCCAAGUAUUCCAAGAAGGAACGGAUGAAUCCCAUUUCAGGAAAGCCAGAACCUUAUCAAGCAUUUGCCGAUAAAUGCAGCAGACUUAUUGUUUCUGCAUCGGGGAUAUUUUUUAUGAUCUGUGUGGUGAUCGCUGCUGUAUUCGGAAUUGUCAUUUACCGGGUGGUGACUGUCAGCACUUUUGCUGCCUUUAAGUGGGCGUUAAUCAGGAAUAACUCUCAGGUUGCAACCACAGGGACUGCCGUUUGCAUCAAUUUUUGUAUCAUUAUGUUACUGAACGUGCUCUAUGAAAAGGUUGCACUGCUUCUGACAAAUUUAGAGCAGCCUCGCACAGAGUCUGAAUGGGAGAACAGCUUCACCUUGAAAAUGUUUCUUUUUCAGUUUGUCAAUCUGAAUAGCUCCACAUUUUACAUCGCAUUCUUCCUUGGAAGAUUCACAGGACACCCAGGUGCCUACUUGAGGCUGAUAAACAGGUGGAGACUAGAAGAGUGCCACCCUAGUGGAUGCCUUAUUGAUCUCUGUAUGCAAAUGGGUAUUAUAAUGGUGCUAAAGCAGACCUGGAAUAAUUUCAUGGAACUUGGCUACCCGUUAAUUCAGAACUGGUGGACUAGAAGAAAAGUACGUCAAGAACAUGGGACUGAAAGGAAAGUAAACUUCCCACAAUGGGAAAAGGACUACAACCUUCAGCCAAUGAAUGCCUAUGGACUCUUCGAUGAGUACUUGGAAAUGAUUCUUCAGUUUGGAUUCACAACUAUCUUUGUGGCAGCUUUUCCCCUAGCACCACUUCUAGCCUUACUGAAUAACAUCAUUGAAAUUCGACUGGAUGCUUACAAAUUUGUCACACAAUGGAGGAGACCUUUAGCUUCAAGGGCCAAAGACAUAGGAAUUUGGUAUGGAAUUCUUGAAGGCAUUGGGAUUCUCUCUGUUAUUACAAAUGCAUUUGUCAUAGCGAUAACAUCUGACUUUAUCCCUCGCUUGGUGUAUGCUUAUAAAUAUGGACCUUGUGCAGGCCAAGGAGAAGCUGGGCAAAAGUGCAUGGUUGGCUAUGUGAAUGCCAGCUUGUCUGUGUUUCGGAUUUCUGACUUUGAGAACCGGUCUGAGCCUGAAUCUGAUGGCAGYGAGUUCUCAGGAACUCCUCUCAAGUACUGCAGAUACAGAGACUACCGGGACCCUCCUCAUUCACUUGUGCCCUAUGGCUACACACUGCAGUUCUGGCACGUGCUAGCAGCCMGAUUGGCUUUUAUCAUUGUGUUUGAGCACCUCGUGUUCUGUAUAAAGCACCUCAUUUCCUAUCUGAUCCCAGACCUCCCCAAAGAUCUGAGGGAUCGCAUGAGGAGAGAGAAGUACCUGAUCCAGGAGAUGAUGUACGAGGCGGAACUGGAGCGCCUCCAGAAGGAACGAAAGGAGAGGAAGAAAAAUGGAAAAGCACAUCACAACGAGUGGCCGUGA
Molecule: messenger RNA, 3090 nt
Organism: Urocitellus parryii (Arctic ground squirrel)
Lineage: Eukaryota; Metazoa; Chordata; Mammalia; Rodentia; Sciuridae
Gene: Ano4
Product: anoctamin 4
Biological process (GO): chloride transmembrane transport
Cellular component (GO): plasma membrane
Molecular function (GO): intracellularly calcium-gated chloride channel activity; protein dimerization activity
Source: RefSeq, a predicted model, not a curated record